Molecule: messenger RNA, 1608 nt
Organism: Tribolium madens (black flour beetle)
Lineage: Eukaryota; Metazoa; Arthropoda; Insecta; Coleoptera; Tenebrionidae
Product: TBC1 domain family member 13
Exons: 8
Coding region: 98-1267 (389 amino acids)
Biological process (GO): intracellular protein transport; activation of GTPase activity
Molecular function (GO): GTPase activator activity
Source: RefSeq, a predicted model, not a curated record
AGUAAACAUUAAGCUGUGUUUUUGUAGUAAUUUUAWAAAAAUAUUGACAUAACCUCACCGGGUCAAAUGUCAAACUUCUGUCACCCUCAACCAAAAUAUGGCAUACAAAGCAAGACUCAAAGAAUUCGAUGACGUUCUGGACCAGGAAAUUAUAGACUUGAAAAAAUUAAAAAGCUUGUCAUUUCACGGUAUCCCUGACGAUCAAGGCCGGAGGGCACUUUGUUGGAGACUGCUGUUAAACUACCUCCCCACUGAUAAGUCACAAUGGCCCUCAUUUUUGCAAGAAAAACGCCAAUUAUACAAGCAGUUCAUAGAUGAGAUGGUGGUAAUGCCRGGGACACAAGAAGGCAAUGGGGACGUGACAGAAGGGGACCACCCUUUGAGCAUCAAUCCGGACAGCCAAUGGCAGACUUUUUUUAAAGAUAAUGAAGUUCUCUUACAGAUUGAUAAAGAUGUGAGGAGGCUGUGCCCCGAUAUUUCCUUCUUCCAGCAACCAACGGAGUUUCCYUGUCUGGAAAUCGUCAACAGUAAUGACGUCAAAAGACUCCACACUAGAGUACAAAGGAGUGUCUUAAAGUGCGCCAAUGUUGAAAGAAAAGGAUUAGGAAUCACUAAGAUAGCACUAUCGAUCAAGAAAGCCAAUGAAGACUACGCCCCCAUGACCGAAGGCAAGGAAGCACACUGGGAGGUUGUGGAGCGGAUUCUCUUCCUCUACGCCAAACUCAACCCGGGUCAAAGCUACGUCCAAGGCAUGAACGAGAUAAUUGGACCUAUCUACCACGCGUUUGCYUCCGACCCUGACAUCACUUUCAGAGAGCACGCAGAAUGCGACAGUUUCUUCUGCUUCACGAAUCUAAUGUCGGAAAUCCGGGAUUUUUUCAUAAAAAGCCUCGACGAGACCGACCAYGGAAUUAACAAAAUGAUGAGUCGGAUGUUGGUACAACUGAAAAACAGCGAUCUCGAYGUGUGGCUCAAGUUUCAACAGCUGGAACUCAAGCCGCAUUUCUAUAGCUUUAGGUGGAUUACCCUUUUGCUAUCGCAGGAAUUCCCCCUCCCUGACGUGCUCAGGAUAUGGGAUACUCUGUUCUCAGAUGAGUCACGCUUCGAUUUUUUGAUUUAUGUUUGUUGCGCCAUGAUUGUUAUUUUAAGGAACAAGUUGUUGAAUGGCGACUUUCCGUCCAAUCUCAAAUUAUUACAAAACUUCCCACCCAUGGAUGUACAGAUUAUUUUAUCAAAGGCUGUCGAAUUAUCAAAACAAAAGAUUUAAGAACAAUUCAGUUGCCAUUUAAUUUUAUMUCAAGCUCAAAUAAUUAUAAUAAUAAUUCUCCAAUCCUCGAUUACGUAAGACGUUACUUGGGGAUUUUGUUCCUAUUGAGUAAAACUCCAACAUCACGUGAUCAGUUUUAAUUAUUAUCCAAGCAUUUACCAAUUAUAUUAUAUUCAAUAUUARAUGUUUUUAGUUUAGGAAGUAUCAUGACAGGUACUGAAAAUUGCCCAAAGCACCUUGAGCCGUUCUUAACGGCACACGGCACACCAAACUUCCAUACAAGUCAAUUUUAUACUUUUCAUAAACAGUUAAAUUAUUUUAUUAAUAAAAAUGCAAAAGAU